CAACCGGUUGUUGAUAUUUGUUUAUAUUGAAGGAUAAUGUUGAUAAUUGUGAAUUUAAAAGUUAUCGGUUUAUCAGUAAAUUCGAUAAGCUAGAUUAAAUUGUGGUUAUUUUUUUAAUUACAUGCGAAUUACUUUAUUAGUAGUUCAAAUUGAAAAAGCUCACCGGCUGAAAGUAAAAUCAAAAUGUCAAAAGUUCUCAUCUGUCAAAUUGCAACAUCCAAGAAAAAAGCAAAAAAAUAAAAAUUUUUUAUUUACUCCUUUUCACGAUGUUUUAAAAUAAAUUUUUAUAUUUUUAUACUCGUUAUUAGUGUAACUUUAAUAUGGGAAUUUUACAAUUAGAAGAACAGCCGCCGAUGAUUCAAGCCAUUUUCGUCGGUGCAAUAGAUGAAGUUAAAGAGCUUAUCGAGUACAAGCAUGACGUUAACAGUUUAGAUGAAGAGAAAAGAACACCACUACACGCAGCGGCGUACCGAGGCGAAGCAGGCAUAUCGUCUCUUCUGCUCAAGAACGGCGCAAAGGUAAACGCCAAAGACAGUAAAUGGGUGACCCCCUUGCACAGGGCCUGCUCCGUCGGGGCGGACGGAGUCGUGCAUUUACUAUUAAACUACCAAGCCGAUGUGAGCGCUCGAGACAGACUGUGGCAGACGCCUUUACACAUCGCCGCCGCCAGCGAUUCGUACAAUUGCGUCGAGCAAAUUUUGCACCAAGUGCCCAACCCGAACGUCAGAGACAGAUCCGGCAGAACGGCCUUGCACUAUGCGGCUUACAACGGACACACGUUCGUGGCCGAAUUGCUCAUAUCGAGAGACUGUAUGGUCAAUGCCUGUGAUAAAAAAGAUUGUAGACCUUUGCAUUGCGCUGUACAAAUGGGACACACCGAUACGGCGGAAUUACUCAUUAAAUUCGGAGCGGAUAUUAACGCUAAAGACAGGAACCAGUACACGCCUUUGCACGUAGCAGCCGCUAACGGUAUAGAUAACGUGAGUAGAUUAUUGUUAAAUUCAGGCGCCGAUGUUAACGCUCAGAACGUCUACGGGAACACUCCCUUGCACAUAGCUUGUCUGAACGGCCACUUGGGCAUAUGCCAGGAUCUCGUGGCGUCCGGGGCCAACUUGGAGGCCACGAAUUUCCGAGGCCAAACGCCAUUGCACAUAGCCGCAGCCAGUACGCACGGCAUGGACUGUUUGAUGUAUCUACUGCGACAGAACGUUGACCUUAACUGCCAAAGUUUGGACGGUAGGACUCCGUUGCACAUGACGGCCAUACACGGACGGUUCACCAGGAGUAAAACGCUCAUCGAUAGCGGAGCUCAGAUAGAUUGCGCUGACAAAAACGGGAGUACCCCGUUGCAUAUCGCCGCUCAAUACGGACACGAUUUGUUGGCCAAUACUUUGCUUACGUUCGGUGCUAAUCCGUCGAAGAAAGGUUACGAAGGAAGAACGCCUCUGCACAUGUGCUGUCUCUCGGGGUACGUCGAAUGCGGAAGGAAAUUCGUGCAAUGCGGCGUAGAUCUAAACGAUCAAGAUGACUCCGGUAAAACACCGACUCAUUGUGCCGCUUACAAAGGAUCUCAUGAGUGCCUAGACUUACUCGUUAGUAACGGGGCUGAUUUUAAGAUAGUUGAUAAUUUACGCCGUCUUCCAAUACACUACGCGGCUUCGCAAGGGCAUUACGAAUGCGUUUUUACCUUGGUAGGUAUAGGAAGUCCGUUUAACGAGGCCGAUAUCGAAGGAUGCACGCCUCUGCAUUUAGCCGCUGCAUACGAUCAUGCCGGACGGUGCGUCUAUUAUUUGCUAGAUCACAAAGCCGAUCCCGCUAUGAAAGAUAACAGAGGAUUUACGCCUUUGCAUUACGCCAUAGCCGGCGGGAACGUUAACGGAGUACAAAGGCUGUUGGAAGUCGAGCAGAAGAACCAAGAGAAGAACGAUGUAAAGAAAAUGCUCAGUAAAUGUUCAGUGGAUAUUACGCCUUUGCAUCUUGCUGCCAAACUCGGGAAUAUCGAUAUACUCAAAAUGAUAAUGCCUUAUUUUACCGACGUGAACAUUAGGACUAAUCAAGGAAUCACUCCGUUGCUUCUGGCGGCAAGAGAGGGACACUCUCAGUGCGUUCAAGUUCUAUUGCAUUACGAUGCUAAGGUGGCUAUGGCUGAUUACGUAAACAACAUGACGCCCGUACACUACAGUGCCAAAAACGGACAUUCCCUUUGUUUAAGUUUAUUAUUACACAAUAGCGAAGACCAGAACAUCGUCAAUAUGCUCGACAGGCAACACCGCACUGCCCUCAUGCUGGCCGUCUCCGGCAACAAUCUCGAAUGUGUUCAUACUCUACUAAGAUGCGACGCGGAUCCGAAUAUCGUAGACACCGACGAUCAUUCGUGUCUAUUUCGAGCGGUCGUCAGCGGUCAAGAUGGCGUCGUGCAAUUGCUGCUGUCCAAUAACGCAAAGGUCCAAACGACUGACGUGAACGGCAAAACCGUCCUGCAUUUAGCGGCGGCUUGCGGUCAAUUUAAUUGCAUGCAAAUGAUACUCAAAUACAUGACCGAGGAUCAAGUGAGGGCCAAAGACAAGCAACAGUGCUCCGCCCUUCACUGGGCUUGUUAUCACGGUUACGCAAAUUGCGUGGAAUAUUUGCUGGAACAGAAGAUAUUUAAGGAACUGGAACAAAAUUCGUUUUCGCCUAUCCAUUGUGCCACUUUUUCAGGGUCAGAUAAGUGCCUAGAAUUACUAGUCAAUUAUUUCGGAAAGGAAAUCGUAAAUAUAUCGGAUUGCAGACAAAGGAGACCGUUGCAUAUCGCCGCUCUUCACGGGCACACGGAAUGCGCCAAAUAUCUGCUCGAGCAAGGCGCCGAAGUGCAAGUGUUCGACGAAGAGGGCAGGACACCUUUGAUAGCCGCCGCGCAAUACGGACAAACGCAAAUCGUCGACAUUUUAUUGACCUGUAAUAUUGAUCGUACUACUUGUGAUAAAUUUGGCAAUACCGCUUUACAUUGGGCGUGCCUGAAGAAGCACAACCAAACCGCCUUAUUAAUUUUAGAGGAUUCCCAAGGUGACACCAUUAUCAACGUAGCCAAUAAGGAUAAAAAAACCCCACUUCAUAUUUGCGCGAGGAACGGUUUAGUAGACGUCACGAGGGAAUUACUGAAGAAAGGAGCCUCCGUAGUGGCUGUAGACAACGAAGGUUUGACACCGGCCCUUUCUUGCGCUCCCAACAACAACGUCGCACAAUGUUUGGCCUUAAUUCUGCAGGCCCUAUCCAACGUGAUCGAUAAGGAACUCCAGGAAGAAACCUUCAGUAAAUUAAUCUUUCAAACCGUCGCGUGCGAUAAAAACGCGAAAAACAAAUCCUCCCAAACCACCAUCCUCUACCCGAACCGCCAGCAGGGCAGCACCGCGAAGAACGCACCGCGACUGCUCGUAGACAACGGCGAUUGCUUCAUCAAAGAAAAGAAGGAUUUCAACGAGGGCAUCGAGAAUAACCGCGAAACGCUCGGUUUGAAUUUGCACAAGUCCUACAGCCACAUGUCGAUAGCGGCCCAGAAGGACGCGAAGAAGGGCGCCGCCGGGCUGACGAAGGCCUGUCGCGAAUGCUUCAAGCUGCAGCACCGGUGCAGCGAGUGCAACUUGAAGCUGUUGCUGAAGAAGCACCUCUCGGGCAAGUCGACGCGCGAGGAGUUCCAGGUGUUCCUGAACAAGUGCAUGAACGAAUCGACGUCGGAGUACAAGUUGCUGUUCAACAGCGGCUGCGAGUCGCCCAGAGAAGUGGGCUUGGGAGAUAAGCUGGUGAAGUUGGAGAAGAAGAAGCCGUCGGAGCAUUUGGGUUUUGCGCAGAAGCACAAAGCGGUGCAGAGGCCUUCUACUUCUAGUUACCUAAGGAAGUCUCCCGGUAAAUUCGAAUCGCAGUUGCCGAACGCUGAUGAUCAGUUGUUGGCGACGUUUUGGCGUAAUUAUGUAUCGUCGUUGAAAGGUAGCGAGAAUUCCACCAACAAGUCGAUGUCUACAAGCAGAAUGGAAGAACUUUCUAAUGUACGUAUAACCGAAUAUAUUCCAACAAUUUACACUAAUCCGAGAACGAUUUGUUACAAACAAAACGGCAUUGAACGAAAAUGCGACAUUUUCGCAGAACGGGACGGUGUUAUAAUAAUAGUGUACAACAAAACCAGAGACGUAUUGGUGCUGGUGAAGCAAUUCAGGCCUUCCGUGUACCUUCAACAGGUGCUCGACCAGGACCGUACGGGUCCCAUUGACGUUAAUAAAUACCCGGCAAAUAUCGCUGUAACGUUGGAAUUUUGCGCUGGUUUGGACGAUAAAAAUAUCCCCAGUGCGCAGCUAGCUAGAGAAGAAAUACUGGAAGAAUGCGGCUACAACAUCGACAUCGAUCAGCUCGAAAAAAUCGGGGUUUCGAAGAAUUUGAGCGUCACCACCGGAGCUAAUUCGACUUUCUACUACUGCGAAGUGACCGAUGACAUGAGGGUUUCCACGGGCGGAGGAGUCGAUGGGGAAAACAUAGAAGUCAUCGAAAUGCCUGUCGAGGAAGUUAUCAAGUACGCUUGCAAUCCAGAUUACGUAUCAUCCCCUACCAAUUUCCUGUACGGAUUCUACUGGUUCUUGUACAACAAGUACCAAAAGAAAUAA
Messenger RNA from Phyllotreta striolata, 4631 nucleotides. The record is from the annotation of a GenBank genome assembly. NCBI's taxonomy places the organism in Eukaryota, Metazoa, Arthropoda, Insecta, Coleoptera, Chrysomelidae.